AUGGAAGAAGAUCAAGAAUCAGCCAAGAUCUUCGACUGGAACAAACUCGAUUGGGGUAAAAAAAUAGCUUUUGGUAGUUACGGUGCUGUGUUUAAAGGUCAAUAUGAAGGACAGAACGUAGCUGUUAAAGUCAUGGAUUUCGGAGAAGACAGCGCAGCUGUGGCGGAGGCGUUCUCGCGAGAAGUUUCAACUUGGACUCAACUCCAUCAUCCUAACGUUGCUAAGUUCAUUGUCUCAAGAGAUUUCAUAUCAAAUAAAGAUGUAAUCCCUCGACCUAAGAAGCUCAAAAGUGCGUGUUGCGUCGUCAGCGAGUAUCUUGAAGGUGGUACAUUGGCAUCAUAUCUCAAGAAUCACAAAAACCUAGCCUUAACUCACAAAAUCCAACUUGCUCUUGAUGUUGCCAGAGGGCUGUCUUACUUGCACUCUAAAAGGAUCGUUCAUCGAGAUGUUAAGCUUGAAAAUCUGUUGCUCGAUGGUGAAAAGAGAGUGAAGAUUAUUGAUUUUGGGAUUUCAAGACCCGAAGCUUCUAAUCCAGCUGAAAUGACUGCGAAUAUGGGCACCAAAGGUUACAUGGCUCCGGAGGUUCUCGGCUGUUGCCCAUAUGACCAUAAAUGUGAUGUGUUCAGUUUUGGCAUCUGCCUUUGGGAAAUCUACUAUCAAAAGAGGGUGGAAACUCAACUGAGUUAUACUCCGUUGAUCCGCGAUGAUUGCCCGAUUGGUCUAGCCAGGCUGAUGAAGAAUUGCUGGGAUGAUCCUCAUAGAAGACCCGAGAUGGAAACGGUGGUGACGGAUUUGGAAGAGCUGUUGGGGAAAGCAGAAGAAGAUAUGAAGGGUUCAAAAAGAUCAAUUGCUCAACGUAUUGGGUGUUUCGGCUUCCUCAAAAGAUGAGAAC
Molecule: messenger RNA, 892 nt
Organism: Oldenlandia corymbosa var. corymbosa
Lineage: Eukaryota; Viridiplantae; Streptophyta; Magnoliopsida; Gentianales; Rubiaceae
Source: the annotation of a GenBank genome assembly